This is a messenger RNA of Salvia splendens (bonfire salvia), 701 nucleotides long. RefSeq lists its product as uncharacterized. The transcript has 5 exons. The coding region runs from base 69 to 701 and encodes 210 amino acids. The record is from RefSeq and is a predicted model, not a curated record. NCBI's taxonomy places the organism in Eukaryota, Viridiplantae, Streptophyta, Magnoliopsida, Lamiales, Lamiaceae.
UCGUCCUCUCCGCUGCCAGGCGUGUGCACAGCAGGCUCUCCGUCGUUGUUGGGGGUGUUCACCGGGUAAUGGCGUACAGGCGUAGCAUCAUAGCUAGAUCGAAGUUGUUCUACCAACAGCACCAGCGACUUUCGCCUUCACUUUCGCACAUUAGUGGAAGAGACCGUGAAGAGUUGGCAGCAAAAAGGAAUCCUGAGAUGCUCAGCAAUUUUGUGAUAUCCAGAAACAAUGCAGGCAAUUCUCGGCUUAUGCGUUGUGAGGUUCCCGCGGGCUUUCGGCUGAUUUUCCACAGAAACAUGUUGAAGGUUCCUUUGGACAUUGUGGUGGCUGAAAAGGCUGUUGAGGCAGCUCCAGUGGCGAAUGAAGUGGCCACUGCAGCUUCAAUUUCUGACUUUGACAUAAUUCAAUUUGUGCACUGUUACACUGGUUUGGAAUGGCGAGCCUCGUUUAAAACUGGUGGAAUACUAUGGCUUACGGAUUUAUCAGGUCCUAAUUACGUGGAACUUCCAAUCCUUGUGGCAUUGGCAUUUUGGGCUAACAAGAAUUUAUAUCCAUUUCAAUUUAUCAAAGGCGCCAGAGCAGGCGAGGAAAGUUCCAUCCAUUUCGGAUUUGCAUUAGUAUACGCUGUCGUGUUGAGAAAGCCUCGAGUUCAGAACUUGUUGGGGAUAUCAUUGACCAAGCCACAUAAAGCUGGAAAAUAG